This is a messenger RNA of Juglans microcarpa x Juglans regia, 872 nucleotides long. RefSeq lists its product as uncharacterized. The record is from RefSeq and is a predicted model, not a curated record. The transcript is spliced from 2 exons. The coding region runs from base 334 to 600 and encodes 88 amino acids. Lineage: Eukaryota; Viridiplantae; Streptophyta; Magnoliopsida; Fagales; Juglandaceae.
UAUUGGAAAACAGCGUGCGCAUUUGUAACUCAAGCGGACAGCAUUAUUUUAACUGAGAGUGACAGAAAAAAGGCAUCGAAAAAACCAUUUGCUCUCCCGACCCCAAAACCACUAGCAAAUGGUUUAGGUUGAUGGUUUCUCCAAAACUUCAGCUCCUUCCCAAGGAUUCGGCUUUCCAUCACUCCCUCCCCAUAUAAAAAGAGGCCCCUAGCUCGAUUAUCCACAACAAGCACAAAUCCUUGGAUCAUUUUUUUAUUUUGCAACACAGAGUUUGCAUUUCCUUUUUCUCUAAUUUCGAGAGCAAAGAACAGUCUUGUGAAGAGUAAGUAGAAGAUGAGUUCAACAAGCAGAGCUAUUGUAGCAGCCUGCGUAGGAGUUGUGGAGGCCAUGAAAGACCAGAUGGGUAUCUGCAGGUGGAAUUAUAUUAUAAGAUCCGCUCAGCAAAACACAAAGAACCAUCUCCGGUCGUUAUCUCAGACAAAAAACCUCUCCUCUUCAACUUCCGCAGCGGUUUCAAGAAAAGCAAGAGAUCAGAAAAUGAAGAAGUCGGAAGAGUCUUUGAGGACAGUCAUGUACUUAAGCUGUUGGGGUCCCAAUUGAGUGGUCUGAUAUCUGGUGAUCUGAAGGAAGUCACGAGGCAGUGAGUUCUCCGAGAAAGCCGUUGCGUGAAGAAGUCCUAAAAGAAUACAUACGGUACAUGUACUUUGUACAUGGCAAUGGCAUGGGGGUGGGAAAUGUCAGGCCGUACUGCUGGUCACGAGGGGAGAUGUUAGACUGUGUAUAGUUGAUGCAGAAAUAUCUGAAAUUGUAAACUGUAACGGGCAAAUGCUCUGUUAAUUGUAUUAUACACAGAUAUUAUAUGUUGUCUUUCA